Molecule: messenger RNA, 780 nt
Organism: Carya illinoinensis
Lineage: Eukaryota; Viridiplantae; Streptophyta; Magnoliopsida; Fagales; Juglandaceae
Exons: 1
Coding region: 1-780 (259 amino acids)
Source: RefSeq, a predicted model, not a curated record
AUGGUAGCUAAAGAACCUUACCAAGACCCAGUAGAAGAAAACACUGACUUGCAAGAAUCAUAUGAGGCAGAAGAAACCCUCUCUCUGUGUGAUCUUCCCAUCUACAGCGAUCCAUCCGACCGGGAUGACCACUCAAAAGAUCGAGACCAAAGCUUGCCCCAAGACGACGAUUUCUUUGAAUUCUUAAGCGAGGACUUCACAGCCUCCACUUGUGCAGCAACAGCUAAUAAGAACAUCAUCUUCUGCGGCAAACUCAUCCCCUACAAAGAACUACCCGGCACCGAAAACACCCGGAAUCAUGAAAGCACGGGUACAAAAGAUUUCACACGAAGAAAGACUUUCUUUGAUGGAAAUCACUCUGUCGAUUUCAACAAGAAAAAAAGUACCUCAAAAUACUCGAAGCUGCAAUCGGAUAAAGAUUCGAACACCUUGUCAUUGGCUUCGCCAAAAAGCCACGUUUAUGAAACAAGGAAGUGCGAUUUUGCAGUAGGGAAAGUAUCAUUGAUGGCGUCUCCGGCGAAGUCACGGUGGUAUUUGUUUAUACUUGGGAUGGCGAGGUUUCCCACAGUGAUGGAGCUCAGGGAUAUCAGGACGAGACAGAGCCGAAUGAGCAGUCAAUCAUCGAUGUUUCGCUCGGCUGAUUUUGAUGGGAUGGUCAAAGCCAAUGCCAAUGGCGAGAGGAGGGGAGUGAAGGGACUGUGGAGGCGGCUAAGAAGAACUAUGGGAUUGGGUUCCAAGCAGUGCGGAACUAGGAAAUCUAAUUUUGGUAUAAAGUUAUAA